Molecule: messenger RNA, 1870 nt
Organism: Pneumocystis carinii B80
Lineage: Eukaryota; Fungi; Ascomycota; Pneumocystomycetes; Pneumocystales; Pneumocystaceae
Exons: 8
Coding region: 57-1826 (589 amino acids)
Biological process (GO): regulation of DNA-templated transcription; nuclear-transcribed mRNA poly(A) tail shortening
Cellular component (GO): CCR4-NOT core complex; nucleus; P-body
Source: RefSeq, a predicted model, not a curated record
GUCAAGAAUAAUAAGAAAUUUCUUAAGAAAACUAAUAUAAUAAGAACAAUCUUAAGAUGACUGCUCGUAAAUUACAGGCCGAGGUGGAUAAAACAUUAAAAAAGGUUACAGAAGGGGUAGCAGCCUUUGAAAGUAUUUAUGAGAAGAUGCAGUCAGCAAGUAAUCAGUCUCAAAAGGAUAAACUUGAGGGUGAUCUAAAAAAAGAAAUUAAAAAGCUUCAAAGAAUGAGAGAUCAUAUAAAAACAUGGGCGUCUAGUAAUGAUAUUAAGGACAAAAAGCCUUUGCAAGAGAAUAGGAAACUUAUAGAGAUGCAAAUGGAACGAUUUAAAGCAUGUGAAAAGGAGAUAAAAACAAAGGCUUUUAGUAAAGAGGGGCUACUUGCAGGAUUGAAGUUAGAUUCAAAGGAGAAAGAGAGAUUAGAGACGAGUCAUUGGCUUUCUUCUAUGGUUGAUGAGCUCGAGAGACAAAUUGAGCAAUUAGAAAUAGAAUCGGAAAUAUUACAAGGAUCUUUAAAGAAAAAGAAUAAGGAUUAUAUUAAAUCGGAAAGGUUGGAUCGUGUUGAACAUUUGUUAGAACGUCAUAAGUGGCAUCAAGAUAAGCUUGAAUUAAUUUUGAGGCUGCUUGAGAAUGGAAAUUUACAAACAGAACAAGUUCUUUCUAUUCAAGAGGAUAUUAAGUAUUAUGUUGAAUCGAACCAAGAUACCGAUUUUACAGAAGAUGAAAAUAUAUAUGACGAUUUAAAUCUAAGUGAAAUAUUUGGACGAACUUUGGAUAAUGAAAUAGAUUCAUCCUUAGAAACGCAAUCAUUAGCAGAUGAAACAUCUCCUUGUACUCAAAAAGAUAAGGAUGAAAGAACCAAGUCGACAGAAUCUUUAAGUACAGUAUCAUCAUACAAAGCUAAAUCUAGAUCGCCUAUAUUAGUGAAUGCAAGUACUCCUCAAAAUACUAAUGGAACGACAAAAGCAUUACAAUCUAAAACACAAAUUGAUGCUUUAAAGCAAUUAUCUACAAUAUAUUCAUUAAACACUAAUACGGUAUUUCCUUCUUCAUCAUCUGAUGCAAAAGAAUCUACUGUAGCAUCUUCAGCAUCACAAGAAGCAUCUCCUGUGACAUCUUUUUCUAAUCCUCAACACGAAUUAAUAAAAUCAUCUGAUAUACAAGAAACAACAGAUGAAUAUCAGGAAAAAAAUAUAUUGGAACCAUUGGAAAAUACAGAUAGCUCUUUAGAAGCAUUGCCGCAUGAAAUACCUAUUGAUAUAUCUCCGGUAGAAAAAUCAUCUAUCGAAUCUCAAACGCACACUUCGAGCUUAACAGAUCUGUCAAAAUUUCCACAUUAUCUUAAAGAUUUGGUUUCAUCAUUAAAAACUAUCAAACAAAAAACUCUAAAUCCUCCACCAAUAUCCAUUAUACAUCGUCUUUUGGAAAUAUCUUUUACAACUGCACCGGAACCUGUAAAUUCAGAAUCUCCAAAAUAUUAUACGCCAUCUGAACCAUAUCCUGUUCCACCAUACUAUCCACAAGUACCUCCUGCAAUAUUCGAUUCUCCAGAAUUAUUUGAAAAGAUUGAUAUUGACGCAUUAUUUUUUGUUUUUUAUUAUCAGCAAGGAACAUAUCAACAAUAUUUAGCAGCAAAAGAAUUAAAAAAGCAAGCAUGGAGGUUUCAUAAAAAGUAUCUUACAUGGUUUCAAAGACAUGAAGAACCAAAAAUAAUUACAGAUGAAUACGAGUCAGGAACCUAUAGAUAUUUUGAUUUUGAGGGCGCAUGGGUACAACGAAAAAAGCCAGAUUUUAAAUUCCAAUAUGUAUAUCUUGAAGAUGAAGACUAAUAUAUUAAAUACUAGCAAUUAUUCAGAUACUUUUCAUACAUCUA